This is a messenger RNA of Stylophora pistillata, 966 nucleotides long. RefSeq lists its product as uncharacterized. The record is from RefSeq and is a predicted model, not a curated record. Lineage: Eukaryota; Metazoa; Cnidaria; Anthozoa; Scleractinia; Pocilloporidae.
AUGGCUCCUGAUUGUAAUGCCAUUGAGCCCGAGAACGGUUGGGAAGGUGCCACACCCAAUCAUUCGCACGUGGCCUUGGAAUGGUUGACGUGGACGGAGAGGAGUCUGGGGACUAGGAUCCAGUAUGCGCGCCAGGGAGGAGAGUACAGCAUUCCCCAUGGAUCUCGCGUGUACACUGUGGAUGGAUACGAUGCACAAUCGCGUACCGCCUACGAGUUCCAUGGGUGUUUGUUCCACGGUUGCCGCGACUGGUAUCCCCAACGGAACCAGAUUGCCUUUGCGUCCGCCGGUCUUAAUGUGGAAGCACUUCGACGCCAAACAGUUCAGAAAACUGCCACAUUGCAACGAUUGGGAUAUGCCGUCGUUGAAAUGUGGCAGUGCCAAUGGGAAAAACAAAAGAAAUCCGACCCAGAUCUCCGCCACUUCAUCCAGUCCGUUACCUUUACCACACCCCUUCAACCGCGUGAAGCUUUCUUUGGUGGAAGAACUGGGGCGACCACGCUCUACCAUGGAAUCGACCCCACCCAAGGAGAGCAGAUCCGGUACGUGGAUGUGACCUCCGAGUACCCCUGGGUCAACAAAUACGGAGAGUACCCUAUUGGUCACCCCAAUAUCUACCUGGAACCUGCCAAUCAAGACCCUCAUGCCUACUUUGGCCUUGUUAAAGUUUCCGUUCUCCUGCCUACUCAUCUGUGUAACCCCGUCCUCCCCCACUGCCAGAAAAUUGGAUCCGCCACCAAACUUACCUUUCGUCUGUGCCGUUCCUGUGUCCAGGAAGAAUCACAGAAGCCGAUGGGAGAAAGAAAUUAUAUAUGCUGCCACACGGAUGAGGAACGUAUGCUGACGGGAACGUGUUGUACGCCGGAAAUCCUAAAAGCCAUAGAGAUGGGGUGCCAUCUCUAUGGCACCCCAUCUUCGAAAAAAGACAGCGUGGACUCUUUGCUCCUUACGACGACACUUGGUUAA